AUUGUAGAAAGCAUAAUAUAGAUGUACAUCCUUAUAUCUGAAUAAUAAUCAUAAAUAAUCAAUUGGAAUAAUAAUAAAUUGAUGUUACCAUGGUAUCAAACAAUUGCUUAGCAACGAUUUUUAGAAAUUCUUUAAACAUCUUAUGGGUGGUCUGAUAAUAAAAGUCAAUGUUAAAAGUGUUAAAAAUGUCAAGGGUGGAAGAACUUCAAUUGAGUGAGAUUUGUUUUUCAUUCCAAUGCCAGGAGAAAAAUAAGCGAUUAAGGGCAUUGGAAAAAUUUAAAAAAAUAAUCUCUAGCAGUGAGAAGGAAUGGUCCAACAGUGAAAUGUCGGAAAUGUGGCAAAUCAUGAGUAAACAUAUUGCAAAGCAGUUGACAGAUCCGUCGGAAUCUUGUAGAAACUUGUCCAUUGAAAUAACGAAAACAAUGCUAGAGUCUCUUCCAGAUUUGGGGAAAAAUAUAAUAUACUUGAUACCAGUGUUAGUGCAACGCUUGGCAUCUCAAGAAAUCCGUGAACCUUCCGAAGAAGUCAGGCUGAAUUGUGUCAUUCUACUUCGAGUAAUAAUUAGAAAGUAUAAUGAACAUUUGCCAGUAUACAUUGAUGAUAUGAUGGCAAUCCUUGCAAAAACCGUUAUUGAUGAUUAUCCAAAAAUUAAAAGUGAGAGCUGUGAAGCUAUUUCAGAAUUGGCAAAGAGCAUUCCGGCCCAAUUUUAUACGAAAAGUGAGAGCAUUGUUAAGCCCAUAUUGAGUAAUUUUACACAUCAACAUUAUCGAAUUCGAAUGGCGAGUGUCAAGACAAUUGGCAAUGUCUUACUCUAUGGAAAUAACAAAUCCUUAGAGGAUGUAACUACUUGCAUGGCUGCAAGAUUGUUCGAUCAAAGUGGAGCUGUUAGAAAUGCUGUUAUUGAAGUUGCUGGUAAUUGGUUGUUGAACCUUCGAGAUCGAUACAGCUGGUGGUUCAAACUUAUACCACUCCUUUUGACUGGACUUCAUGAUGAAAUUGAAGCCAUUCGACUGAAAGCUAAUAAUUUAUGGAAUUCCACGGGUAGACAGUAUUUACAAGAAAAUGAAUCAGAUGAUAAAAUAAAGGAUAAAUUGGAUUAUUUAACUUUUCCACCCGAGCAUUAUCCUCCAAACAUUGAAAGAUCAAACUUGGGAUGUCGAAUAAUUGUCCAACAAAACAUUGGUAAAUUGAUCGGUGGAAUAUGCAGCGAACUGGACGAUUGGCUGGCUGACAUUCGAGUUAGAUCAGCUCAAUUAUUAGCAGUUGUAAUUUUGAAUGCAGAGCAGGAUACAAUUCAACAUAUAGAAAAGCUCUUACCAUCAAUGUAUAAAGCUUGUGCCGACGAAGAUGACAGAGUAACUGUCAAUGUCGUCACUGCUGCUGAAUAUAUGGGACAUUUUGUGCCUCCUCAAACGUAUUGCCGUCUAGUUCUUCCAACUCUUGAGGAUGGAAACAUUCAUUUUGGGCAUUUAGCAUUUUUUGCUGCAAUUCUUCGUGGUAGCCAACGUGGACUACUCUCCAAAGAAUUGAAAACCAUUGCCAAUUUUUUACAGCAAACAUAUAUUUGCCGAAGUAAGAAGGCGAAUUAUCAGCAGGAACUCUUAAAAUGCUGCCAAGCUCAGUUGGAAGUUUGUCAAGAGGAUUGCACUAGUAUAUCACAGGAGCUUUUUAUCACUAUAUUCACUGUAUGGUCAAUGUCAAACAACCAAAGUACUCAAGAUUUUGCACGACAACUCUUACAGACGCUCGCUAAAAUGACAAAUGUCAAAACUCUACAAGAUUUAUAUAUACUACAUGUGCCAUCACUUCUACAUGAUAUAAAAAAUACACCAAAUACUUGGACAGUACAUAGUGGAGAAUUAAAUAUUUUUCAACUGUGCUCGUCAGAAGCGAAUAUUGCAACGUUGGAGAAUGUUGAUGUUGUUUUGCCAAUUUUAAGAGUAGCAAUGAGCCAAGAUUCGGAUAUAGAAUUGAAAUUAAAACUUUUCAUUGUUGUAUCAGAAUUAUUACAGCAUCGAGGUGUAUGUUUAAUGAAAAGAAGAAAAGAAGAUUUGAAUGGAUUUCUUGUUGAGUUUUUGAGUGAUAUACUGAUGCCAUGUUUAGUAUGGGUGGCAGGAAGAUCAGCAGAAGCACUUAGAACAGCAGCUAUUGGAUGUCUAUGUUCACUUUUGGACGAAUCACCUGGCAAACAAAUCGACACAUUCGAGUCUCACGAGUGCAAAGAAGAGAUGGACACUAUUUUUUCAAAUAAACAAUUAUUUUUAUCUAUUUUUAAACAAGUCAGGCCCAUUCUCAUAUCUCUAAUUGAUGACAAUUCGCGCAAGACAAGAUUAUUUGCUCUCCGUGCAAUAUAUUUAAUGAUUAAGAAUGCAUCGAAAAUAUUUUCUAUUACUGAAGAGGAUAUUAUUGAAAUUUAUCCUGCAAUCGUGCGAAGAUUAGAUGAUGGCUGUGACGACGUUAGAUUUGCAGCUACUGAAACAUUAGUUUUUGUGUGGAAAGUCUCGAAGAAUCAUAAUCUCAACGUGGGGAAGAGUCAUAUUAAUUAUCUUUAUACAUCCAUCAUUGUCCAUUUGGAUGAUCCAGAAGAGCGUUUUCACGCUUUAAUGUUAGAUGCAAUGAUGACACUUGCUGAAAUUCAUCCGAAAAUGCUUGCUGAUAAAAUUGAAAAAUGCAAAAUCAAUUUCCGCAAUCAAGUGGAAUUGGAAAAACUCCAAGAUAAAUGUCAUCUCUUAAUAAAUAGAGGAACAGAGCAGUAGUGACGGAUGUUUUUGUGUUGUUUCUCCGUAUACAUUUUUAAUAUAUUUAAAAGUAUUGAUUGAUG
Messenger RNA from Diachasma alloeum, 2821 nucleotides. It is a transcript of the gene Dnaaf5, whose product is annotated as dynein assembly factor 5, axonemal. The coding region runs from base 168 to 2756 and encodes 862 amino acids. Gene Ontology annotation, cellular component: cytoplasm. The transcript is spliced from 5 exons. Gene Ontology annotation, molecular function: dynein intermediate chain binding. Lineage: Eukaryota; Metazoa; Arthropoda; Insecta; Hymenoptera; Braconidae. Gene Ontology annotation, biological process: cilium movement; outer dynein arm assembly; inner dynein arm assembly. The record is from RefSeq and is a predicted model, not a curated record.